GAACAAAAGAUUACAAUAACAAUGUGCUUUUUAAAAUGAGGCUGGUUGCCAUUGACAACGGAGUGGCUUACCGAACACUAAAACCUUGCAACAUGUCUCUCUAGAAAAGCGCGCACAGGCUAAAACAUCGAUUUUAGUAUAUUUUACGUAGAUAAAUAGGCUAUUUUCUUGCUAUGGAUCUUAUAGAUCUCAUUGGAGACUCAAGAACAGAUAGCCUUCCUCCCGGGUUCCUACGCUUUAUCAAUAUCAAAUUCCGACAAGGGACUUCAUGUCUUCCCACAAGACAAGAAAGAGCAAGAACAACAGNGAAUAACCUUCUUCUAAUCUUAAUUAGUGUCUAUAUAUCUACAUAUAUUUCAGGUAUUUUAUCUAAAGAUGAAGAAAGACAAGUCUUGUGUUCAAGGUUUUCUGGAAUGACUUUGAAAUCYGCUGGAAAACGUGACCCGRUUGAUUUGAACAAUGACCAGUUACCAAGACUUGGUUCUGUGCGGUCGACCAGGAAGUCACCAUUGACCAAACUAAAGCCAUCUCUACCAAAGAUACAAGCAAAUGGUGAGGACAGAAAAGAGAUUAUCACCCCUCCAUUGUCUAGAGAAAAGCUUACAAUGUCAGCUCAAGGGAGAAAAGUUCUCAAUAAAAUCAUGUCUGAAGCUGAAAAAGGCAAUAGCAAGGCAUCUAAUUCAAGCAUUGUGGAGGCUGUAGAUAAGUGGUUAACAACAGCUACUGACAAGGAACGUGAGGUUGCCCUUAAAUUUUUCUCCACAUUGGCUGGAACAAAGACAGAGUUUAUGAAGGCACCGUUGCAGAAAUACCAUACUCAUACAGAAGGGAAUUGUCAUUACUGUGAUGGUGAUAGAAUCAAUGAAACUUUAGAGACUCUAGCCCAGAGAGACAAGMCACCUUUCMGAAGCAAGGCAGCAACCCAUAAAAAAGAACCAAAUCUUGCCAACCGUUCUUUUUACCAACACCCAAGACUUCCAUCAAGAGUACGACGCUCCUACCAGACCUGGCAUCAUUUGCCUGUGUACAACUACAACCACGGGGUAGCAAAUAAAAGCGCUAUGUUUACCCAACCCCAUAAAUUCAUUGGACGACAUUUCAGUAUUCAUCCAGAAUGGGGGCUUCACACAAGGGUUAAAAAUUGUUGAUUGUCUGAGUGUAAAAUGCACUUUUGAAGCGGUUUGAAUGUGUGAACUUAACACUGUUUGAACAACAAAAAAUUAAGAAAAAAGUACACAGCAACCCUUUGAUAUACUGCGGUGAUUUAAAUUUGACCGUUCAAUUAUGAACAACUCUUUUUUAUCGAAUGACGAAAGUACAUCAUUUAUGAGGUGAUUCCUUACAGAAAUAUGUGAUUUUUCACAGUAAAAUGUCAUAUCUAUAAGCUACCCCUAGAAAAUGUAUUCUAAGAGUUCCGUAGCUGAAAAAUUAAAUGAUAUUUAUUCGAUUUUAAAAAAUGUGAAAUGGUAAUCUAGUAAGAAAUGAUCAAAUAAAAUAAGAUGAAUUUGUACGA
Molecule: messenger RNA, 1513 nt
Organism: Exaiptasia diaphana
Lineage: Eukaryota; Metazoa; Cnidaria; Anthozoa; Actiniaria; Aiptasiidae
Exons: 8
Coding region: 174-1148 (324 amino acids)
Source: RefSeq, a predicted model, not a curated record